This is a messenger RNA of Cuscuta epithymum, 582 nucleotides long. The record is from the annotation of a GenBank genome assembly. NCBI's taxonomy places the organism in Eukaryota, Viridiplantae, Streptophyta, Magnoliopsida, Solanales, Convolvulaceae.
GGUUUGACUGGCCUGAAGGGGACGCAUAUAAUUACUUCAGCAGAAAUAAAAUAAAAAUGGAAGAUGGAGAGCUUGAGUUUUCAAAUAGCCAGGAGAUGCUGUUAUCCGAUUUGAAUAUCAGUGAAUUACCAGACAGCAGUUUUAUGGACAGCUUUUUGAAUGAAAUCCUCAAGGACACUCAUGCAUGCACCCAUGCCCAUACCUGCAACCCGCCCGGACCCGACAACUCACACACCCACACCAGUUACCAUGUCCACACCAAAAUAGUUCCGCCUCCGCCUGUUGCUUCCAGUGAAGACAACACCGCAGAGUCAGUGGAUGAUAAGAAAGAAGGAAAGAAACGACCAUCUGGGAAUCGGGAAGCUGUCCGCAAGUAUAGGGAGAAGAAGAAGGCGAGGGCGGCAUUGUUAGAGGACGAGGUUGUGAGGUUGAGAGCUGUGAACCAGCAAUUGCUGAAGAGGUUGCAGGGGCAGGCGGUGCUCGAAGCUGAGCUGGUAAGGCUCAAGUGUUUGCUUGUCGACAUGAGGGGAAGGAUCGAGGGUGAGAUUGGGUGUUUUCCAUAUGAUUAUAAUAAGCAGCAAC